AUGUCCAUGUUAUGUGCAAGUAAGAAAUCAACCCGGCCCCGAAAGAUGCUUGAAACUGAUCCCAUCGCAGUCUCUGGAGAGGCACCUCAGGCGCCAGUGGUGUCGCGUAAGAGUGGAAAUGUAUAUGAAAAGCGCCUGGUGGAAGCCUACAUUAGUGAACAUGGCACAGAACCGACCACUGGCGAAACCCUUACAACCGAAGAUCUCGUCGACCUCAAAUCACCGACUACCGUUCGCCCGCGACCACCUACGUUGACCUCGAUACCUGCGCUACUGGGUGUUUUUCAGGAAGAGUGGGACUCUCUUGCGCUGCAGACGUACACACUACAGCAGAAUCUCAAUCAAGCACGACAGGAGCUUAGCGUAGCUUUGUAUCAGAAUGAUGCUGCGCAACGCGUCAUUGCCCGAUUGCUAAAAGAACGGGACGAUGCAAGACAGGCGCUUGCAAGGGUGGACGCGGGACGAUCGAAUACAAAUGGAGAUGCGAUGCAGGUGGACAGCGCGCCUUUACCAGACUCAAUUCUGGAAAAGAUUGAAAGCACACAGCAAGCACUGAUGAAGACACGGCGAAAGAGACCAGUACCUGAGGACUGGGCAACAUCUGAGUCUAUCUCGUCAUACACGCCAACCGUCACCUCAGGGCAGCUGUAUCCUGGAGGUGGCGUCCUUGCAGUGCACGAAACCGGAGACAUUGUCCUGGUCGGUGGCAAUGACGGGGUGGCAGGAAUCUAUUCAUUAUCAGAGAAGAAGCUGCUAUCUUCCUUGAAAGCUGGUCCAGGUUCGGUGACAGGUGGAGUCUGGGCUGGGUCGCGGGCAAUUGUCUCUACCUCUACAGGUGCGGUCAAAGUGUUCGGGUCGGAACAAGAGGUCGCAUCCUUCUCGGUGCACGCAGGCAGCGCUAAUGCAGUUGCAUUGCACCCCAGUGGCAGCAUCUUGGCUUCGGUGGGCGAAGACAAGACAUACAUCCUCUAUGACCUUGAGUCAAACCAAGUUCUUACCCAGGUUCAGAGCGAUUCAGAACUCCACUGUGCACAAUUCCACCCUGAUGGCCAUCUACUGGCCGCAGGAGGACUGGAUCAGCAGAUCAAGAUCUAUGACACCAAGUCCGGUGCAAAAGCUGCAACAUUCGGGCUCAGUGGGCCUGUGGAGGCAGUGGUCUUCUCGGAAAAUGGCACAUGGCUUGCAGGGGUAGCACAAGGCUCAACCUCGAUAUCGAUCUGGGAUCUACGCAAGACAACUCAAAUCAAGGCAAUUGAGACCGAUAGCCAGAUCACCUCGAUCAGCUGGGAUUACACAGGCCAAUUCUUGGCUGUUGCCGGAGUGGGCGGAGUGAGUGUUGAGCAAUAUUCCAAGUCCUCGAAGGAGUGGUCGACCAUUUUGAAGAAUGCAACGGCCUGCUGUAGGAUUGCUUGGGGACAAUCCGCUCACAGCCUCGUCACACUGGACAAGGCUGGCGUGGUGGCUACUUGGAGCGGGCACAGCUAG
Messenger RNA from Exophiala aquamarina CBS 119918, 1485 nucleotides. Its product is annotated as pre-mRNA-processing factor 19. Gene Ontology annotation, cellular component: U2-type catalytic step 1 spliceosome; cytoplasm; Prp19 complex. Lineage: Eukaryota; Fungi; Ascomycota; Eurotiomycetes; Chaetothyriales; Herpotrichiellaceae. The record is from RefSeq and is a predicted model, not a curated record. Gene Ontology annotation, molecular function: protein binding; ubiquitin protein ligase activity. The coding region runs from base 1 to 1485 and encodes 494 amino acids. The transcript is spliced from 3 exons. Gene Ontology annotation, biological process: mRNA splicing, via spliceosome; DNA repair; protein ubiquitination.